UUUAGACAGAGGCCGAGAGAGACGGUGUAUCUGUGAGCGUCAAUGUGAACCAGAAGAGAGAGAGAGAGAGAAUUUAAUAAAUGAACUCUCUUUCUGUGGCAAAAGUAUUUUCAGAGACAAAGAAACAAAAAUGCCCCAAGUCCCUUGGAUAAGGAUUAGAAGGUGAUAAAUAUAUAUGUGUUCAGUGAUUCUUCUUCGCGCCUUACGCUUAUUGUUGUGCUGAAGAAACUUCCAAGUGCAGGGAAAUAGAGAGAUUUCGUAAAAGAAUCUCUAUUCAAUAUGGGAAGUUUGGCAGUUGAAACCGAUAAUAUUGUCUGCUCAGAUGUUUACCUUUCUUUGGGGCUUAAAGAAUUAGGGAAAGGAGUUAUGAAAAUUCCCCGGGUUCUGUCACUUCUCUCUUCACUUCUUGAGAAAUCCGUUCAAAGGAAUGAGAUGCAAUUGGAGGCAACACAGGUCAAAGAUGUCCUCACCAUUUUUCAUGGUUUAAGAGCACCAAGUUUGAGCAUUAGGCAAUACGUCGAUCGCAUAUUCAAGUACUCGGGCUGCAGCCCGUCCUGCUUUGUUGUUGCAAACAUCUACGUUGACAGAUUUCUCCAGAGCACAGACAUUCAGCUAACUUCACUUAACGUUCACCGGCUUCUUAUAACGAGUGUCAUGCUAGCAGUGAAAUUUAUGGACGAUGCAUUCUUUAACAAUGCUUACUAUGCUAAAGUGGGAGGAGUUAGCACGGCAGAACUUAACAAGUUGGAGAUGAAGUUUUUGUUCACGAUUGAUUUCAGGCUUCAAGUGAGUAUAGACACAUUUGGGAGGUACUGUUCGCACUUAGAUAAAGAAGCUUCGGAAGGACUACAGAUUGAAAGGCCAAUCCAAGCUUGUGGAAUUAAAGAGAAUUGGUCAAACAAAGAUGACUCAACUUGUGCUCCAACAAUUGCAAGAUAAAGAACAUGCAAUAACAUUUCAAUGUGCUGUUAUCACGCCCAUCUUAGAUAUGCAAUUUGAUUGUUUCGACUGUGUGCGGAGUUGGCACUUCAAUGGAAAGUCAUUGUAGGGGCAGCCUUCGGGUUUGCCAUAUUCAUUCUGAGAUUUUUUUUUUUCAAAAAAAAAAAAAAAAAAAAAGCAUAUUGUAUUCCUGACGGAACAGUCGCAGUUGAAGCAACUUUGCCGCCGAAAAUCUCCAUUUCUGAGAGCUGAAGAUCUCCAGCCGAGUUGAUACAAGUAUAAUGUAGAAUGAAAAACUAGCAUAUAAAAGGUGUUCCAUUCCAUUGUGAUAAUAUGUCAUUUCUCAUGGCUCGGCGGUGGAUAAGAUAACCAUGUUAUUCUUAAGUUCUUUAAAAUGUUUUAAAGUUUCA
Molecule: messenger RNA, 1349 nt
Organism: Morus notabilis
Lineage: Eukaryota; Viridiplantae; Streptophyta; Magnoliopsida; Rosales; Moraceae
Product: cyclin-P3-1
Exons: 3
Coding region: 280-939 (219 amino acids)
Biological process (GO): regulation of cyclin-dependent protein serine/threonine kinase activity
Molecular function (GO): protein kinase binding
Source: RefSeq, a predicted model, not a curated record